Molecule: messenger RNA, 1759 nt
Organism: Pteronotus mesoamericanus
Lineage: Eukaryota; Metazoa; Chordata; Mammalia; Chiroptera; Mormoopidae
Product: sperm-associated antigen 6
Exons: 11
Coding region: 19-1548 (509 amino acids)
Biological process (GO): epithelial cilium movement involved in extracellular fluid movement; filopodium assembly; sperm axoneme assembly
Cellular component (GO): acrosomal vesicle; axoneme; microtubule cytoskeleton
Molecular function (GO): microtubule binding
Source: RefSeq, a predicted model, not a curated record
GCUGCGGCCGCGGGCGCCAUGAGUCAGAAGCAUGUGCUGCAAGUGUUCGAGCAGUACCAGAAAGCCCGGACGCAGUUCGUGCAGACGGUGGCGGAGCUGGCGACCAGACCCAAAAACAUCGAGACCCUGCAGAACGCCGGUGUAAUGUCUUUGCUGAGGCCUCUUCUUCUGGAUGUGGUCCCAACAAUUCAACAGACUGCUGUUUUGGCUCUUGGGAGACUGGCUAAUUAUAAUGAUGACCUAGCCGAAGCAGUUGUGAAGGGGGACAUCCUUCCACAGCUUGUCUAUUCAUUGGCAGAACAGAAUCGUUUCUACAAGAAAGCAGCUGCCUUUGUGUUACGAGCAGUUGGUAAACACUCUCCUCAACUAGCUCAGGCAAUAGUUGAUUGUGGUGCACUGGAUACGCUGGUGAUAUGCUUGGAAGAUUUUGACCCUGGAGUUAAAGAGGCUGUAACCUGGGCACUUGGAAAUAUUGCAAGACAUAAUGCAGAGCUGGCACAAGCUGUGGUGGAUGCAGGAGCAGUUCCUCUAUUAAUACUCUGUAUCCAGGAGCCAGAAAUUGCUUUGAAAAGGAUUGCUGCUUCAGUCCUCAGCGAUAUUUCAGAGCAUUCUCCAGAGUUAGCACAGACAGUAGUGGAUGCAGGAGCUAUUGCUCACUUAGCCCGGAUGAUUCUGAACCCUAAUGCUAAAUUGAAGCGUCAAGUCCUUUCCGCUCUCAGUCAGAUUGCAAAACAUUCUGUGGAUCUGGCAGAAAUGGUGGUUGAGGCGGAGAUUUUUCCAGUUGUACUUACCUGCCUGAAGGACAAAGACGAAUACGUGAAGAAAAAUGCUUCCACUUUAAUUAGAGAGAUUGCAAAACAUACACCUGAGCUGUCACAGUUGAUAGUCAACACGGGAGGAGUUGCUGCCAUCGUCGAUUGCAUUGGGUCUUGCAAAGGAAGCAUAAGGCUGCCUGGCAUCAUGAUGCUUGGUUACGUGGCGGCCCAUUCUGAGAACUUGGCAAUGGCAGUGAUCAUUUCCAAGGGCGUGCCGCGGUUGUCAGUCUGCCUGUCAGAAGAACCAGAAGAUCACAUUAAGGCUGCUGCCGCCUGGGCCUUGGGACAGGUUGGGAGACACACUCCGGAGCACGCGCGCGCUGUCGCAGUCACAAACACUUUGCCAGUUCUGCUUUCCUUGUACAUGUCACCAGAAAGCUCUGAGGAUCUUCAAGUAAAAAGUAAAAAAGCCAUAAAGAGUAUCUUACAAAAAUGCACCUAUUUACCAGCCCUUGAGCCAUUUCUAUAUGAUGCUCCUCCCAAUAUUCUGAAGUAUGUGGUUGGACAGUUCAGUAAGGUGCUGCCACAUGAUAGCAAAGCUCGACGACUUUUUGUAACAAGUGGUGGACUUAAAAAGGUUCAAGAGAUAAAAGCAGAACCUGGAUCUCUUCUUCAGGAAUACAUCAAUAGUAUUAACAACUGCUAUCCAGAGGAAAUAGUAAGGUAUUAUUCUCCUGGAUAUUCAGAUACACUUUUGCAGAGAGUGGACAGCUAUCAACCAGUUACUAACUAAGCAAAGUUAUAUUUUUCUACUCAAAUUCACAGCAGAGUAGUUAUGAAUAACAGUUGUUAAACCUCUUUCUAAAUAUUUGAAUUAAGUACAUUCUAGAAUUCAUUCAAUAUGAAAUACCUGUAGAUAAUAUUUUCUAAAUUUAUGUAAUACUUUAAAAAUUAGUGGUUUGAAUUUAUGAGACAAUUUUCCUGGUCAUUUAUUUAUACAGGAU